AUGAUUGACACAGUGACCGGACCUGUAGUCCAGCCCUUUGCUGCUCAGUUGAAGGCCUGGAUGGACCAGGAAGCCCGUUACCAACCAAAGCUUAGCGGCUUAAGGCUCAUAGAAAGUGCCCAGGACAACGGCCUCAGAAUGACCACCAAAAUGAGAGAGCUGGAGGUGAAGGACCUGCUUUCUCUCUCCAGGUUCUUUGGUUUCAGCUCUGAGACUUUCUCACUGGCCGUCAGUCUGCUGGAUCGAUUCCUUUCUGUGAUGAAGAUUCAGCCAAAACAUCUGUCCUGCGUCGGGUUGUGCUGCUUCUAUAUUGCUGUGAAGUCUUCUGAGGAAGAGAAGAAUGUGCCCCUUGCCAGCGACCUGAUCCGCAUUAGUCAGAAUCGCUUCACCGUGUCUGACAUGAUAAGAAUGGAGAGGAUCAUCAUGGAGAAGCUCUACUGGAAGGUGAAGGCCACCACAACCCUCCACUUUCUUCGCUUUUUUCACAGCCAUAUCCAGGAGCAACUGGACACUGACGGCAGGAAGGUACUGAGCAUUGAGAGACUGGAGGCCCAGCUUAAAGCCUGUCACUGCUCAUUUGUCUUCUCUAAACUGAAGCCGUCUCUUGUUGCUAUAUCUCUGCUGUCCUUUGAAGCCCAUGAUCAACAUCACCCAGAACACAUCGGCAAAAUAUCUGAGGCCCUAAAAUGUCUGCAGAAACAGCUGAAUGUUAAGGAUGGAGACUUGGUGAGUGUGAGGGAGCUGGUUGGGAAGUGCCUGGCUGAAUAUGCCACCACCAAGUGCUCCAGGCCCAACGGCCAGAGACUGCGCUGGAUCAUCUCAGGAAGGACCGCACGCCAGCUGAAGCACAGCUGCUACAAGUUUGCCCACCUUCCCACCAUACCCGAGUCGGGCUUUUAAAACUGGGGCUGACAGAUGGGUGACCUUAAAUGC
Messenger RNA from Menidia menidia (Atlantic silverside), 933 nucleotides. The record is from the annotation of a GenBank genome assembly. NCBI's taxonomy places the organism in Eukaryota, Metazoa, Chordata, Actinopteri, Atheriniformes, Atherinopsidae.